This is a messenger RNA of Notodromas monacha, 804 nucleotides long. The record is from the annotation of a GenBank genome assembly. Lineage: Eukaryota; Metazoa; Arthropoda; Ostracoda; Podocopida; Cyprididae.
AUGGACGCGGUCAUCACUGACGACGACGACGACGACGAUGUCGACUGUACCACUCGACAGCGAAUCCCUGAUAAUAAAUCUGUAUCUCGACCGACCAGCUUCCCGAAAGUGGAUGGUUCCAAGCUGCACCUGAAAGGAGUCACCAGGAAAUCGAUGGCACCCUACUUGUGCAUAGCCAACAACGGAUACCCACCCAUCGUCUCGAAAAGGAUCACUCUUGAUGUAGAAUUUGCUCCCACUGUCGCUGCGUCGGAGAGUCUCGUCAGCGGUCCUCUGGGAUUUUCUGUGGAGUUGCAUUGCGUUGCCGAGGCUUACCCGAAAGCCAUGUAUUACUGGACGAAAAACGGUUCCAUGGUUUACGACCAUUCGAAAUAUGACCAGACAAACAAGGCCAGAUAUCCGUACGAAACCGAGAUGACCUUACGGAUAAAAAACUUGACUCACGACGACUUCGAUGUUUACGGCUGCGUCGCCAAAAACUCGCUGGGCGAGGACAGCGGAACCAUUCGACUUCUCCAGUACGGUGGCAGGCAGAAUAAGGAAAGCUGGUUCUCAUCGCCAAGCAAAUCUGCGGCUUCGGAAAUCCAAACCGGGGCCGCGUCUUCCGCUCAUCAACCCGUCACUGUUACCAUCAAUGAUCCCCCCUCGGCUCGCGGGAUCUCGACGGUGGCGGCCAAGAAAGGCGUCGCGUCGUGUCGGGGGUUAUCAGCCCCAUCAGCUGCAUGCCAUCGAUCCCCGACCCCGAUCGCUUUCAAACCGCGUGCCGGCGUCAAACUUCGUCGCUCCGGGGGAUCUUUUGCAUGA